ACAAGUUGAAAGGUGAUGUGUUGUUAAAUCUCUCAUGUCAAAAUGUCGGGUCACGAUCAGCUGGUCCACUGUUUGUGUGAAUUAACGAGGUUGCUGUGGAAGUUGCUGCUGCCCCUGGUGUUCCUGUGUGUGUUGCUGAUCGCUGUCCUGGUCCUGUUGGUGCUGGCGGUGCGUUUCUGGCUACAGAGCAACAGGAACGCCCGGCGGGCGAGAGAUGGCCGCCCCACGGUGGCCUUCUUCCACCCUUACUGUAAUGCCGGUGGUGGGGGAGAGAGGGUGCUCUGGUGUGCCAUCAGGGCACUACAGAACAGGUACACAGACAUCAACUUCGUGGUGUACACGGGGGACCUGGGUGUGACGGGCCAGCAGAUUCUGGACGGGGCGCGGCGGCGUUUCAACAUUGUGCUCCCGCGGCCGGUUCACUUCGUGUUCCUGAGGCACCGGCUGCUCGUGGAGCCCAGCCUGUUUCCUCACUUCACCCUGCUGGGACAGAGCGUGGGCUCCAUCUUUCUGGGAUGGGAGGCGCUGACAGAGUUUGUCCCAGACCUUUACAUCGACUCCAUGGGCUACGCCUUCACUCUGCCCCUGUUCCGGUACUUGGGAGGCUGUAGCGUGGGGAGCUAUGUUCACUACCCCACCAUCAGCACUGACAUGCUGUCUGUAGUCAGAGAGAGGAACCCCAGGUUCAACAACCCAGACUACGUCUCCAACAGUCUGUUCCUGAGUGCCUUCAAGGUGGUCUACUACUGCCUGUUCGCCCUGCUGUACGGCAUGGCCGGCUCCUGCAGCGACCUCAUCAUGGUCAACUCCUCCUGGACCCUCGAUCAUAUCCUGUCACUGUGGCGCGCUCCCAACCGCACCAGUGUGGUCUACCCGCCCUGCGACGUCAGCGCCUUCUUGGACAUCCCGCUGGAAGACGAUGGGGCCAAGAAGUGCCACUCGAUCGUCUCCAUCGGGCAGUUCAGGCCUGAGAAGGACCACCGGCUGCAGAUCAGAGCUUUCAAGAAGCUGUUGGACAGGAGGAGGGCCGGUGCUGGGGGCAGGGAGGCAGUGAAACUGGUUCUGAUUGGUGGAUGCAGGAACCAGGAGGAUGAGGAUAGGGUGCUCAUGUUGAGGGGGCUGUGCCAGGAGCUGGGCGUAGCUGACAAAGUGGAGUUUAAACUGAACAUACCCUUUGAGGAGCUGAAGAGAGAGAUGGGGGAAGCCACCAUCGGACUUCAUACCAUGUGGAACGAACACUUUGGAAUAGGUGUUGUGGAGUGCAUGGCAGCAGGGAAGGUCAUUCUGGCCCACAAGUCUGGGGGCCCCAAGCUGGACAUCGUGGUACCUUUCGAGGGGGGCCAGACCGGCUUCCUGGCUGACGAUGAGGACAGUUACGCGGAGGCGAUAGAGAGGAUUCUGGCUCUGCCUUCUGCCAGCCGGCUGCAGCUCAGGAGCAACGCCCGUCAGUCAGUGGCUCGCUUCUCAGAUCAGGAGUUUGACGCUUGCUUCCUCGCUGCCAUGGAGCCUCUGAUGGGAACAAUCGAACGAUGAGGCGAGGAGUCGUUCUUCACCUGCUGUUUGUCCGUGCAUAGUUAACAUGAUAUUUGACACAUUUCCUUUGAUGCACUUAGGGCUGCAUUUACACUGGACUACUGACGAAAUCUGAUCAGAACUGAUGCAGAGAUCCCUCACAUGCUCACACAGAGGGGCUGUUAAAGUGGCCAACACAUGCUGAGCAUACAUUAGAUCCAGAAAAACUGAAAGCUCACAGUUCCCAAAAAUAUAUUAUGACCACAAACAAGUAAAGAAUAAAAAAAACAAAAAAAACAUUCCCUGUUU
Messenger RNA from Toxotes jaculatrix (banded archerfish), 1821 nucleotides. RefSeq names its product ALG11 alpha-1,2-mannosyltransferase (gene alg11). Gene Ontology annotation, cellular component: endoplasmic reticulum membrane. Gene Ontology annotation, biological process: protein N-linked glycosylation. The transcript has 5 exons. Gene Ontology annotation, molecular function: GDP-Man:Man(3)GlcNAc(2)-PP-Dol alpha-1,2-mannosyltransferase activity. The record is from RefSeq and is a predicted model, not a curated record. Bases 43 to 1533 code for a protein of 496 amino acids. NCBI's taxonomy places the organism in Eukaryota, Metazoa, Chordata, Actinopteri, Toxotidae.